GUUCCUCCGCUCGCGGUGCCGGAGCAGAAGGACCCCGACCCGGAGUUCCCCUCGCUGCGCUGCCCUAACCCCGAGGAGGGGGCGUCCGUGCUGGAGCUUUCUCUCCUCCUGGCAGAGCGGGAAAACGCUCACAUCGUUCUGGCGACGGACCCCGACGCCGACCGACUCGCUGCGGCAGAGCGAUGUGACAGGGGUGGGUGGAAGGUGUUCUCGGGGAACGAGCUGGCGGCGCUGCUGGGCUGGUGGAUGUUCCUCCACUGGAAGGAGGCUCACCCCGACCCUGCAGACCUCCAGAAGCUCUUCAUGAUCUCCACCACCGUGUCCUCCAAGAUCCUGCAGGCCCUCGCCCGCAUCGAGGGCUUCCACUUCGAGGAGACUCUGCCGGGCUUUAAGUGGAUCGGGAACAGAAUCCACGAGCUUUCCAAAGCAGGAAACAGCGUCAUCUUCGCCUUCGAGGAGUCCAUCGGGUUCCUGUGUGGCGGUUCGAUCCCGGAUAAAGACGGCGUGAGCGCGGCGGCGGUCAUGGCUGAGAUGGCGACGUUCCUUCACAAUAAAAGCCUGAGUCUGAACCAGCAGCUGCUCAACAUCUACCACACGUACGGGCCCCACCUGUCGCAGACGUCCUAUGUGAUCUGUGACGACCCCCCCACCGUCAGCAGGAUCUUCCACCGCCUCAGGAACUUCCACGGCGAGGACUCGUACCCCCAGCGCUGCGGCGGCGUGCGUGUCGCUAACGUCCGCGACGUCACCACGGGAUACGACAGCAGCCGCGCCGACCGCACAUGUGUACUUCCUGUGACGAGGAGUGGUCACAUGAUCACCUUCACGCUGCAGAACGGCGUCGUGGCAACGCUGAGGACGAGUGGCACCGAACCCAAAAUCAAAUACUACACAGAGUACUGCGCCGCGCCGGGGACCAGCGAGGUGGCGGCUCUGCAGAAAGAGCUGGACCGGAUCACCGCGGCGCUGCUGGACGACUUCCUGGAGCCCGAAAAGAACAACCUGAUUCGCCGCUGCGUCUAGCCCCGCCCCCUUGCCUUCUGCUGAUGAUGUCACAUCCUUCCGUGUUCAUGGACGAAUCAGAGCUGCUUCUGUCGAUGAAGUUCAGUUUGGACUGAAUCAACAAUCACUAAGGUCUGAGAUGGAAACCAAAGAGGAGGAUUUUCACAGGAAGAGAGUCACGUUUAAACCGUGGAAACAUAUUUCAUUUCAAAGACGGUGUACGGAAGUUCAUUAACGACAAAACAACUGAGAGCAGAAAAUAAUACAUUAUUCUAAAUGACGUUUCUGUGCGGCGGCCUUUUGCAAAAAAAAUCAUGCUCUUCGUUAACGAGAGAUUUCCCUUAUUUUAACAACAAUUGUCCUUUUCUCAUGAAUGAUGUUUUUCUCGUAGAUGUUCAGAUUUGUUAUAAUCUCGGUAAAUAUCAAAGUUUUUUUCCCCGUAAAUUUCACAUGUUUUACUUAAAUAUUUACAAUUUCUGUCAUGGAGCCCUGGAUUGUAUUAACCUCGCCAGUCCCUCAGCAUUUCUCGGGUAGUUUUCUCAUUGAUAUAUGACUUUAUAAUCUUACAAAAACCCCGUUAAUUAAAAAAAAUAUAUAUUGUAAAA
This is a messenger RNA of Gymnodraco acuticeps, 1607 nucleotides long. RefSeq names its product glucose 1,6-bisphosphate synthase-like. Gene Ontology annotation, molecular function: glucose-1,6-bisphosphate synthase activity; intramolecular phosphotransferase activity. The annotation marks the transcript as partial. Gene Ontology annotation, biological process: carbohydrate metabolic process. The record is from RefSeq and is a predicted model, not a curated record. The transcript is spliced from 8 exons. NCBI's taxonomy places the organism in Eukaryota, Metazoa, Chordata, Actinopteri, Perciformes, Bathydraconidae.